AGCAAAGUCUUUUAAAUUUUUUUUGUUUUUUUUUUAAUUUUUUUCUUUUCAAUUUCAACAUUAUGAGUUUCUUGGACAGUUUUAUUAAAGAAGAAGUUUCUAAAAAACGUAAAAUAUUGGAGACAGUAGAAAAAGAAAAGGGAGUUGAUAAAAAGUUGAAAUACAUUAGUCGAGCUGAAUUAGAACGAAUUCGUGAAGAAGAAUAUAGACGGAAAGAACAGGAAAGAGAAGAAAAAGAAAGACAAAGAAAAGCUCGUUUAGAAGAAGAAGAGGCAAAACGCAAAGCAAUUGAAAAACAAAAGUUGGACAUUGAAGAAAAAUCAAAAGAUGACCAAACUGAAGAAGAGAUUGCAGCCUUCAAUAUUUCAAGAGAAGAAGUGAUUCGUCGUUUAAGAGCGAUGGGACAGCCUAUUCGAUUAUUCGGAGAAUCAGAUAAACAAUGUAAAGUUCGUCUUCGUGCUUUAGAGAUCAUGAAUGAAGAAUCAGGAAAUCAAGGUCGAAAUGAAUUUAUGAAAACAUUAGAAGAAAUGGAAGCCAAUAUGCGUUUAGAAGAACUAAAACAGAAAGGUGGUGUAGUGAAUGAUGAUAAGAAAAAGACAAAAAAAACAACCUAUGUAGUAGAGCCUAUUCAAUUGGAAUUGAUCAGCAAAGAUAUAGACCGACUUUAUUAUCAAAUUUACACUUAUUUUGCUCAUACAUUAGAAGAAUGGGAAGAAUUCAUGCAGGCACGACCAGAAGAAGAAAAGAGAAGUGGACCUGGUAAAAGAGCAGCAGUUUUACAGAGACAAGCAACAGAAUACAUUAAACCAUUAAUGCGUCAAUUAAAGAAAAAGACACUAGAACCUGACGUCCUUGCUCGUGUAUCUGAAAUUGCUCAAAGAAUGCAAAAUAGACUUUAUAGGGAUGCUCAAGAUGCUUAUCUUCAAUUAUCAAUUGGUAAUGCACCUUGGCCUAUUGGUGUUACUAUGGUUGGUAUUCAUGAACGUUCUGCGCGUGAAAAGAUUUCAUCUUCCCAAGUAGCUCAUGUUCUUAAUGAUGAAACUUCAAGAAAAUGGAUUCAAUCUGUAAAACGUUUAAUGACCUUUGCACAAACCAAAUAUCCACCUUAUACUUUAAGCCAAAUGUCUUAAUCUCUGAGAUUAUUAUUUAUUAUCAUCGUUUUUUUUUUUUUUAAAUCUCAGCUUUGAACCCUGAUAUGAUGAAGAAUCUAUAAAAAGGCAACAAUUUAUUUAGUCUAUACAAAUAUUUUUUUUUUUUUUUUU
Molecule: messenger RNA, 1262 nt
Organism: Cokeromyces recurvatus
Lineage: Eukaryota; Fungi; Mucoromycota; Mucoromycetes; Mucorales; Mucoraceae
Product: Prp18 domain-containing protein
Exons: 7
Coding region: 63-1130 (355 amino acids)
Biological process (GO): generation of catalytic spliceosome for second transesterification step; RNA splicing
Cellular component (GO): U4/U6 x U5 tri-snRNP complex; U5 snRNP; U2-type post-spliceosomal complex
Source: RefSeq, a predicted model, not a curated record